AUGUCCCGUUCACAGGCCAGAGACAAGGACAGACAAGCCUUUUUAAGUGAUAUACGCCGUGGGCACCGUCCUAUCACCAUAUAUCGUCACGGCUUAGGGGAUCAAUCAAGAUCACCCAGCCGUAGUCGGAACACAGGGCACCAGUGCGGUUCUGGCACAUCUGGGUCCAUUUCCCCUGUAUCUGAAUACCACGACGCACCAUCGUCACCGCUUCCCUCAAGCGACGAGGAGUUGGAACGGAUUGUGCCGGAACCUCAAGCGAACGAUGCAGGUUCCCAUCAAGAUCGCAAGCUCAAAGUCCGUGUUCACUUCGAUCAGUGCCCUGAAGAGAGUGAUUACGAGAGGCGACCUGAGCUUUAUCGCAGCAACGAAAGGAACCGGAACCCCGCCAGAGUCUUUUCUCGCCAUGUCGAUGACAAAGCUUAUAUUAGAAAUGAGGAUUACUCCAGCGACGAAAAUGACGUGAGGCCUGCUGGCCAUACCGAAGACAGAACCCAUGUUAGACAUGAAGAUGACCACAAAGACGAAAAGAGCCUGAGAAAACUCAUCGAAGGUUAUGAGAAGAAGCGACUUUUCAUCUGCUGUGAUGGCACGUGGCAGAAUGCUUCAGGCACGAUGACACCCUUGACAAAUGUCGCGAAGCUUGCGCGAGCCGUCGACCGAUUGGGCCGCGACACCAACAUGCUGGUGGAGGGAGCAGAACUAUACAGAGAGCAUGGAGAACAGGAAAAUACUUAUGUCGGUCUUGUUCGGCAAAUCGUCUACUACUCUAGUGGUAUAGGCGGUCAAACCGCGCUCAAUAUCGAACGUGGCUUUUCCGGGCUCACAGGAAAAGGUACCGUCUCUAUCAAAAUAGCCUGUGGUGCGAAUCGAGUAUGCUGA
Molecule: messenger RNA, 882 nt
Organism: Colletotrichum abscissum
Lineage: Eukaryota; Fungi; Ascomycota; Sordariomycetes; Glomerellales; Glomerellaceae
Exons: 1
Coding region: 1-882 (293 amino acids)
Source: RefSeq, a predicted model, not a curated record